This is a messenger RNA of Megalops cyprinoides (Indo-Pacific tarpon), 3155 nucleotides long. Its product is annotated as semaphorin-4E-like. The transcript is spliced from 15 exons. The coding region runs from base 390 to 2813 and encodes 807 amino acids. The record is from RefSeq and is a predicted model, not a curated record. Gene Ontology annotation, molecular function: semaphorin receptor binding; chemorepellent activity. Lineage: Eukaryota; Metazoa; Chordata; Actinopteri; Elopiformes; Megalopidae. Gene Ontology annotation, biological process: neural crest cell migration; positive regulation of cell migration; negative chemotaxis.
UUAAGGUGGUGUGUAUUAUUGCUAGGCGUCUGGUUAAAAACCGCACAGUGAAAAGGCUCGACAUUGGUUGAUUUGUUUCUCUGACAAGCUUUGGAGUAAACAAGCGUAGCUGACAGAGGCAGUGAGGACCAUCACCCAGAUUCUCUGUAUCUGAAGACCAACCUCUUGCCACACAGCUGUAAAACGAUGUCGGUAUGGAUUUUCUCCUCAGCGUUCAAAGGGGCAAUAGCAGCAAGUACUUGCAUUGGAGACCAAAUUCUACAUUGCUUCUGAUUCAGAGACGGAGUCUGAGCUUUCUGAGCCGGGGCAUGUUCUGCAGUUCUGCGUUUCCCCUAUGUUUCUGUGUGAUUGGAGCUCGGAAGCAUUUACACAGACCUGAGCACUGAACUAUGCGUCCACUAGCAGCACUCUGUUUCCUCUGUGGUUUCUUCCUUGCAUCAACUCUCAGUGAAUUUCUUGGUUGCAUCCCAAGGAAAACGGUUCCCUACCAUGUAGGUGGCAAUAUCAAGCUGUUUAGAGAGGAUGGUGUGUGGAAUUAUUCCACUAUGCUUCUGCGGGAGGACCUGGGUUUGCUGUUCCUGGGGGCACGGGAGGCUAUCUUUGCCCUGGACAUUAAUGACAUAUCCAGCAAGAAGACCCAGGUUUACUGGAAUGUCACAGAGGAGAAACAGAGAGAAUGCACUUACAAAGGAAAAAAUGCUGAUACUGAAUGCCGUAACUACAUUCGGGUCCUGCAUAAAAUGGAUGACAACAGAAUGUAUGUUUGUGGAACAAAUGCGUUCAGCCCAAUCUGUGAUUACAUGACAUAUGCUGAAGGACAGCUGAAGCUGGAAGAAACACAGGGGGAAGGAAAAGGAAAAUGUCCCUUUGACCCUUUCCAGAGGCACUCCUCAAUCAUGAUUGAUGGAGACUUGUACUCUGCCACUGCCAUCAACUUCCUGGGAUCUGAGCCAGUAGUGCUACGCAGUUCUCUCACUGCAAUACGCACUGAAUUCAAGAGCUCCUGGCUCAACGAGCCCAUCUUUGUCCACAUGGAUGUGGUCCGGGAGAGCGAGGAUAGCUCUGAUGGGGACGAUGAUAAGGUCUACAUGUUCUUCAGCGAGAACGCUGUGGAGUACGACUUCCCCAGUAAACUGAUGGUGUCACGUGUUGCCCGCGUCUGCAAGGGAGAUUUGGGUGGUCAUCGGACACUACAGAAGAGGUGGACAUCAUUCUUGAAAGCCCGCCUAGACUGCUCUGUCCCAGAGCGCAGCCUUCCCUAUAUCGUGCAAGAUGUCUUCCUGUUGCAGCACAGCGACUGGAGAAAAAGUAUCUUCUAUGCUGUGUUCACUCCACAAUCGGGCUCUUCAGAUGUGUCAGCGGUGUGUGCAUACAGUGUACCAUCCAUUGGAAAUGUGUUCUCCAAAGGGAGGUACAAGACACCAGUCACAGUGGAGACCUCCCACAUGAAGUGGGUGAUGUACAGUGGAGAGUUGCCCGUUCCCCGACCUGGAGCUUGUAUUAAUGAUGCAGUGAGGAAACUGGGCAUAGAGAGCUCCCUGGGACUGCCGGACAAGACACUGCAGUUCGUCCGGGACCGACCACUCAUGGAUGAGGUCGUGCAGCCUCUGAAUGGGGGACCACAGCUGUUGAAGAAGGGGUCCAUGUUCACUCGUAUUGUAGUGGACCGUGUGACAGCACUGGACGGGCAGAGCUAUGAUGUCAUGUUCAUCGGCACAGAGAACGGCUUUGUGCAGAAAGCUGUGAACUAUGAUGGCGAAAUGGUGAUCAUUGAAGAGGUGCAGCUGUUCCAGUCCCCAGAGCCUGUGAAAAUCCUGCGUCUCUCCUCCAACACGAGCCAGCUGUAUGCAGGAUCUGAGACUGGCGCUGUGCAGUUGGCGCUGAGUGAGUGUGGUCGCUACACCUCCUGUCUGGACUGUGUCCUCGCCAGAGACCCCUACUGUGCCUGGGACUCCACUGCUGCUGCCUGCACUGCUCUGUCCAGCCCACGCUCAACCUCAAACACGGACCUGAUUCAAAGUGUGAAAGAUGGAAAUGCUUUCCUGUGUCCAAAACCAGUUAUUGUGAAACCUGAGAACUACACACUGAUCCCAGGAAGCAAUAUCAAUCUUCGGUGCCAGCCUGACUCCAACCUGGCUCAGAUGCACUGGUACUUCAAUAACAAGCCAGUAAACACCUCAGACACCAAGUACUUCUUGUAUAGCGAGGGGAUAAUGAUCCUGGAUGUCUCUGCUGCUGAUGAAGGCCAGUACAGCUGCCAGGCUGUGGAACAGGUGAAAGGCCAACAGUACCCCAGAACUGUGGCAGUGUACCACCUGCAGUCCAGAAUUGAAGCCACAGAGCCUCCCCCAACAGUGUUGCCCACAAAGGGUCCAGUUGUUACCCCAGAGGUGACACCAGACCGAGGACCAACACGGGGCGAGGAGUCUCCUCUCCUUCCACAGUCAUCCAGUGAACAUGGCAAGCUUGUGGCCUUGCAGGUGUCUGUGGCUUUGGUGUCAUUGCUGCUGGUUUCUCUGCUUCUGUGGAAUGUGCACCAAGGACACUUCUCUCUGCUUCGGUGCUUUGGUGCCAGGUCGGCAAGAAGGUCAGGGCUCGGACAAGCACAGAGCCCGUCUGCAAACUCUCACCAGGUGCCCUUUCAAGCUAAGGUGUCCUCAGAGGACAAACUACUGGUAACGCCGUCAAACUGCAACACCAGUAAUAAUCAUUCCAGCGGAGACUCUGCUGGCAAUAGGAACCACUGCCUUUCUCCCAGAGUCGUUUCCCCAAUGGAUGUCUUCAAGUACAUUAAUGAUGAAUCUGAGAUUUGAUCUGUUCCUGAUGGAGUGUUCUCAGGAAAAGGGCAGCUUAUUAAAAGGACAACCAUUUCAUGUGCUGUGUGAUGAGAAUUUAUUCACUAUUUUGUGUUACCUUCAUGUUUUAUGUACAAAAAUGUAUGUGCAAACCUUACACAAAAAAUAUGCACAGGUACCCAGAGGCAGUUUGACAUGACAUAAUCCUGAAUGCAAAAACAUGACAGUGUUGUAGCUGAAGAGUUUGAAAUACCACAUGUACAACAGGUAACAAAGUAGCGGAGUUAAAUAAGAUUGCAUCAUCAUAGAAAAUUUUGUUACCAGAGACAUGAAUAACUUGGCCUUUACUGAAAUAUGUUC